AUGAAUAUAGUUCCUGAAACACCUGAAUGCGUUCGGUAUUCAGAGAUAGAACACAAGUACUACUUUUGGCAUUCCAAGUACCCCAAUCACAUCCAGUUCUUGGAGUGGAACUCAAAACAUAUCAACCAAGUUCAGAGUACUACUUCCGACCCCGAGAUACAAAACACCAUUAAGAAAGCCAGAGAGAAGCUACAGUGGCUUUCUCCGGUGCCUCAACCUAAACUGUCAAGCCAGCAAGCAAUUUUGCCUCAGGCAACUGCACCUUUGCCUUCAGCAAGAUUGGCAACCGGGAAGCAAAAGCACGCGCACACACCACCUCACCACGCACCAACGCCAAGAUUUUCUCAUAGUGUGCCCUGGGAACACCUUACCUGUAAAGAUUUUGAGGAAAACCCAGAGAGAUCUCGCUCGGAUCUACAUGUGCUACUCAACUAG
Molecule: messenger RNA, 435 nt
Organism: Bipolaris maydis ATCC 48331
Lineage: Eukaryota; Fungi; Ascomycota; Dothideomycetes; Pleosporales; Pleosporaceae
Source: RefSeq, a predicted model, not a curated record